Molecule: messenger RNA, 754 nt
Organism: Styela clava
Lineage: Eukaryota; Metazoa; Chordata; Ascidiacea; Stolidobranchia; Styelidae
Source: RefSeq, a predicted model, not a curated record
AUUGUUCGUUUUUUUAAGUGACAACUAACUCUGACUAUGAGAGGGCUAUUGAUCAUUAGGGCGUAACGACGUAGGCGCGCGAAGCUGAGGGGGAAUCCCCAUGUUUUGUCGAAUUUUUAUUCUGGCGCUAAGAGCUUUUGUUUUAAUAUUUUGGUAGCCGCAAGAACGAAUAAAUACUGCGGAUGGAAUGGCUCCUGUUCCACUGAAAGAAAUCAUUAUAUUUUCAUCUGAGGACUCUCGUUUCCCUGCACAAAAUAUCAUCAAAGGUAAUAAAUGGAUGACCAAUGUGAAAGAUAAUACAGGGAAAGCUGUGAUUGAAAUCCAACUUGAAAAAGCAUCACAGAUUCAUUAUAUUGAUAUAGGCUAUUGCAAUGUUGCAUCACUGGGUGUCACAGUUGGUCGAUCAUCCUGGCCAUCGUCACGACAACAUGUGGUUCUCCUAGCAACAGUUAUUCUUCAAACUCCUCUUGAAGCAAGAGCAGGAAAGAAUAAAACUGGAUGUAGGAUGUUCAAUUAUCCUGAACACUUGAAUUCUGAAUAUGCGAAUGAAAAAUGGGAUCGAGUUAGAAUUAAUCUUCAGCAGCCGUUCGUAAGAAACAAACAGAUUGGUCUGGAGUUUGUUCGGAUCGGAUCAGCAAGAAAUAUUUCAGGAUCUGCGCAGUCAUCACCAUCUCCAGCACAAACAGCAAUCCAGGGUUCCUGGAAAAAUUCAGCGAUUGCUAAACUUGCAGAUGCCAGCAACAUUAGAAGGUGA